Molecule: messenger RNA, 1533 nt
Organism: Ostreococcus lucimarinus CCE9901
Lineage: Eukaryota; Viridiplantae; Chlorophyta; Mamiellophyceae; Mamiellales; Bathycoccaceae
Exons: 1
Coding region: 1-1533 (510 amino acids)
Biological process (GO): L-threonine catabolic process
Molecular function (GO): threonine deaminase activity; pyridoxal phosphate binding
Source: RefSeq, a predicted model, not a curated record
AUGCGGCCAGAGGCAAAAGAUUCGGACGUGGCGCGAGAGGCGUGGUACGUGCGAGCGAUUUUGACCGCUGAUGUGUACGAUGUCGCGAUCGAGUCCCCGCUUGAGCUCGCCCCGCGAUUGAGCGAUCGGGUCGGGGCGCAAAUUUAUCUCAAACGAGAAGACUUGCAGCCGGUGUUUUCGUUUAAGAUUCGAGGGGCGUACAAUAAGAUGAAGCAAUUGACGGAAGAAGAGCGAGCGAGAGGGGUCAUUACGUCCAGUGCGGGGAACCACGCGCAGGGGGUGGCGCUUUCAGGGCAAAAGCUGAACUGUAAGGCGAUCAUCGCCAUGCCGGUGACGACGCCCGCCAUCAAAGUGGAGGCGGUUCGUCGACUCGGUGGGACGGUGGAAUUGGUCGGGGAAAACUACGACGCCACCCAGGCGUACGCGAAAGAGCGCGCCGCGGCGGAAGGCCUGACAUAUAUUCCCCCGUUUGAUGAUCCUUACGUCAUAGCGGGUCAGGGCACCGUGGGCGUAGAGGUUAUGCGUCAGUUGCCCUCGGCGGAAAUCAUCUUUGUGCCCAUCGGCGGCGGCGGGCUCGCGGCGGGCAUGGUGGCGUACAUCAAGGCUAUUCGACCCGAAAUUCGCGUGAUUGGUGUUGAACCAGCGGGCGCAAACGCGAUGACUUUAUCUUUGGCUCGCGGUGAGAUUGUGAAGUUGUCGAAAGUGGACGGCUUUGCCGACGGCGUCGCAGUUCGUGAGCCAGGGCGCGAUUGCUUUGAGAUUAUUCAAACCAUGAUUGACGGUAUCAUCACCGUGAAAACGGAUCAAAUCGCUUCCGCGAUCAAAGACGUAUUCGGUGACACUCGUUCGAUCCUCGAACCAGCGGGUGCAGUCGCAGUGGCUGGCGCCAAGGCGUAUUGCCAAGCGCACGGCGUCACCGGUAAAGUCAUCGCCGUGACAUCGGGGGCGAACAUGAACUUUGAUCGUCUUCGCGUGAUUUCUGAGAUCGCAGAUCAAGGGGGUAAGGAAGAAGCCACACUUUUGAGUAUCAUUCCCGAGAAGAAUGGCGAAUUCAAGCGAUUUGUGGAGACCGUCGGGGAUAUCAAUAUUUCAGAAUUUAAAUAUCGCGUGCAAGGGGCGGACGCGCGCGUGCUGUACUCGAUCGAGGUUUCCGAUUUAAAGGACGUUCAGAACACGAUGCAGCGGAUGGAAGCGUUAGGUUUCAAGACGGUCGACUUGUCUAACGAUGCGACGACGCAAUUUCACCUUCGCCACAUGACUGGUGGGCAAGGCAGAGUUGAAAACGAAAGGUUGUACAAGGUUGAAAUUCCCGAACGCGCGGGCGCGCUCGGAAACUUCCUCGAGUUCAUCAGUCCUAAGUGGUCGAUCUCAAUGACGCAUUACCGCAACGACGGUGGUCGCGUCGGUCAGGUUCUUUUCGGCGUGCAAGUCGCUGAAGAAGAACGCGAGGUGUUUGAGGAGUGCUUAGACGGCUGCGGGUACAAGUACGACGACAUGAGUUCGAACAUCGCCUUCAAAACUCUCUUCGGGUGA